CAAUUCCGUAUUAACUGACCCGCCCAACUGGACGUCAAGAUGGGCAAUCAAAUCUCCUCGUUCGUUGAAGACGCUUUCAAUCGCAUUAAAGACAAGGCCAUAGCUGUUCUCCGAUCCAUUCUCCCUCCGGUCGUCCAGUAUGCGGUCCAGCAUCCAAUACAGACCGUGACACAUAUCGCUUGCGCUACACUCUUCCUCGUCCCCAGUCUGAUCGUCGCACCUGUGCUAUCGAUUCUAGGAUUCACUAGUGUGGGUGUUGCAACCGGAACGAUAGCCGCUGGCGUUCAAUCAAUUAUAGGACCGGUGAUGGCAGGCGGGAUGUUCGCGACUUUGACGAGUGCGGCGAUGGGUGGAUAUGGUGCAGCUACCGUUGCUGGGGUUGUGAGUGGUGCUGCUGUAGUGGCGGAGGGGAUCAAUGUCGCGGUUGAGGCUGCCAAUGAAGCUAAUUGGGACAAUGGGGACAGUGGGGGUGAAGAGUGAGGCGGACUGAGAUGUUUGUACUAGGGUUGGGGAGACGUGUUGAGACUGCAAUCUGUGGAA
Molecule: messenger RNA, 540 nt
Organism: Lindgomyces ingoldianus
Lineage: Eukaryota; Fungi; Ascomycota; Dothideomycetes; Pleosporales; Lindgomycetaceae
Exons: 2
Coding region: 40-480 (146 amino acids)
Cellular component (GO): membrane
Source: RefSeq, a predicted model, not a curated record